Doryrhamphus excisus (bluestripe pipefish) is the source of this 980-nucleotide messenger RNA. It is a transcript of the gene immp1l, whose product is annotated as inner mitochondrial membrane peptidase subunit 1. Lineage: Eukaryota; Metazoa; Chordata; Actinopteri; Syngnathiformes; Syngnathidae. Gene Ontology annotation, cellular component: membrane; mitochondrial inner membrane peptidase complex. Gene Ontology annotation, molecular function: serine-type endopeptidase activity. The record is from RefSeq and is a predicted model, not a curated record.
GUUGUAGUCGCAGCGCCCACAAUGACCAGAACACUGCCGGAGCAUUAAUCUACCGGGUACGCUUAAUAACCCGUUGCGUGUUUUUUACUGAAAACUCGUAGUAAAUAACUGUUUACACCGGGAUCGCGUUCACACGCACUGUUGACGGAGGCUGCCAUAAUUCUUUGAAGCGUGAUGACUGAUUUCCGUGUUUUGGUGCAACCACGCCAAUCACAGAAGACCUUGGUAAGACGAGACCAAUGAAUGAAGCUGUUGUUUUGAGGUUGUAGUCGAAGCGCCCACAAUGACCAGAACAUUGCCGGGGCACUGAUUCAGUCUUAAAUUAGGUGGAGAUGUUCCGCCGAGUGAUCGGGAAGACCUUGGGGUUUUUUGGCUACACCAUCCAGUAUGGCUGCAUUGCACAUUGCGCCUUUGAGUACAUCGGAGAGAUUGUGGUGUGCUCUGGUCCAUCAAUGGAGCCCACCAUUGUAAACAAAGAUGUUGUUUUCUCUGAAAGGAUGAGUCGGCAUCUUUGCAAAAUACAAAAGGGUGAUAUUGUCAUUGCAAAAAGCCUUUUUGACCCCAAUAUGAAUAUUUGUAAAAGGGUAAUUGGCUUGGAAGGUGACAAAGUCUGCACAAGUGGUCCAUCUGAUCUUUUCAAGACCCAUACAUAUGUGCCAAAAGGUCACGUAUGGCUUGAAGGGGAUAACCUUACGAACUCGACUGACUCAAGGAGCUAUGGCCCAACUCCCUAUGCCCUCAUCAGAGGCCGUGUUUGCUUGAAGCUCUGGCCCCCGCAUAAUUUUGGGACCCUCAGUGAAAGUCCAACCAGACGGAUCACUGAAGAUCAGAAUGAAGAUUUGGAUUGAUGCUUUACCUUAUGGGUGCUCAUUAAUUUACAUUUUUUUCCAAUUUUUAAAUAAAGUAUUUAUUUAUACAUAAAUUAAAGCAGACUUUGUGCUAAGUAUUUUUUUAAUUCGACCUGCGAUGGAUACUCGGAC